CGAUUGCGGAAGCGAGCCGUUGCUUUAGCCUGUUAACUCCAAACCAAAACACAAGAGAUGUUUUCGUGCUAAAUCCCCAAAGAAUCGGAAAUAAUCUUAGAUAUCGCUUUGAAUCCCUUCGGUCAAAUUACCCGUUGUCUCUCUGUGAUUGUCAGGCGACUGAGAAGUAGCCAAACAGCCGAACGACUGAGAUGGAGGACUCUGGUGGUACCGGAGCAGAGUCUGCAGCUCCAUCACCAGCAGGUGCAGCAAAGUCAAAGCUGGACACACUGUCCAAAGAUGACCUCAUCAAGUUUGCAAAGAAGCAGAUGGCUGCCAUGCAGAAGAUGAAGAGCAGAUGUGCAGAUUUGGAAAAAGAAGUUGAAUCCUUCAAACAGCAAUCCAAAAACAGUAAAAACAGUUCAGAUGACUCCACACUGAUACAGGAGCUGACUGAGAGGAUGGAUGCUUUACUACUUGAGAAGGCAGAAACUCAGCAGAGUCUUGCAGUGUCUCGUAAAGAUUUAGAGAGGACUAAGCAACAAGCCAAGGAUGAUCUAGCAAUGCUGCAAGGAGAGUUUGACCGUGUGCUUGAAGACCACCAAAGAAAGAUCAAGACCCUAGAGAGCAGUAUUGAGGAAUCCAACAAUAAACACCGAGAAGAAAUGGCUUAUUUCCAGAAAUUACUGAAAGAGCGAGAAGAGAGUGACAGGGAGAGGGAGAGUGAAAGAGAGAAGGAGCACCAAGCCACCGCAAAAGAGAGUGCAGAAGAAGUGCGUCGUUGCUUUGAGGUUCAGCUGCAAACCCUUCGAGCUGAACUGGAAGCGAUCCAAGAGCGGAAAUCCCAGGAGAUUGCUGAGCUACAGGAGAGCCACCAAAGGGAGUUAACAGAGGCCCAGCAGGAGGUGGAGAACCUGAAGGAGGAUCUGGCUCAGAAGAGUCUGCAGCACGAGGAGGAAAUGAGGGCUCUGGAGGAGGACUGUGAGAUUGAGAGGGACCGUCUCCUGUUGCUCCACGAGGAGCUGACGGAGCAGCUCGCUCUCAAAGACAGCUAUCUGCAGGAUGUGCAAGAAGAAGAUGAGGAACCUGCCCGUGGUUCAGGGAUCGCCAAAAUGCUGGAGCUGUCUGGCUUAAGUCAGGGCGACUCCAGCCAUGGUGAUGGAGAGGAGACAGAGGCCAGCAAACUGAGAGCGGCUUUGGAAGACCUUCAGGCCCAGAACACUAUGUUGCACGAUGAGCUCACCCUGCUCAGCAAUGUGAAGAGCGAGCUAGAGGCAGAGCUGGAGAGGGCCAAAGAGGAAUUCCAGACAGAGAGAGAAGAACUGGAGUUCAAAAUUGAUGAGCUGCAGAUGACCAGGGAAAGUGCCCCCAGUGAGCCUGUAGUGACUCUUGAUCCUGACCAACAAGAGGUCCAAGGAGAAUCCAAGGAGCCAGCUGUGAAUACAGAGGAGCAGCAGAAGCUGAGGGACCAGUGUGAGACCUUGACCAGGGAGAGAGACUCUGCCCUGGCUGAGUGUCAACACAUGAGGGACAUACUUCAAAGUGUGGAGAUAGAACUGGGUGAGAAGACAAAAGAUUUUGUCCUUCAGUACCAAGCCAUGAGGGAGCAGGGGACUAAUACUGUGCGAGAACUCCAAGACAAGAUUGAGCAACUCAGCCAGGAGAGAGAUGGAUUGUUGGUGAAGGUCAAAGACGUUACAGAGGAGAAAAACACUCUGAUGGAAAACACAAAGGAACAGAAGCUGAAAUCUGAAGGUUCCCCAGGCGAGGACCAGAAACUCCAGGCAUCUUUAGACGAGCAAACAUCUGAGCUGAAGCAAUCUGUGGAGGAGCUAACCAGGCAGAAUGAGGAGAUCCUCAACCAAAUACAGAUGAACGAACACAUGAUUCAAGACCUUAAAGAGAUGGUCAACACACUGACCAAAGAGCGAGACAAAAUACAGUCACUGCUUCAGAUGCGAGAAGAGGAAAUGCAAAAGCUUAAUGAUGAGAGAGCAAAAGAAUUCGAGAGGUUAUUGGAGGAGAAAGAGAAAGAGGCACUUUUGCUGAGAGAGGAGAAAGAGAAGGAGCUUAAAGGCUUGAAAAAAGAGAUGGAGGAUGAAGUGCAGGACCUGAAAGAGGAGAGGGAAAAGAUAGAGGAGAGCCUGAAAGAGGAGGUGGGAAGAAGGCAGGAGACAGUUUCUGCUUUAGAGCUUACUAUCAAAGAGCUCUCCACAGAAAAGGCUGACCUUCAUCAGAAACUGGAAGAGGCAUCCUCAGGGCUUGCCAAAGCCCAAGAAGAGAGGGAGCUUUUGGGAUCCAGGCUGGCAGACCUAGAGGCUCGGCUGGAGCAGGAGACGUCUCAAAAGCAUCACCUAGAGGUCAAGUUGAACUCAGUGGCAGAGGAGGCAGAGCAGGCCCACAUCUCCAUCAGAGCUAUGGAAGAAAAUCAGAAUGAAGCACUCAGAAAUUCCACAGAGGAGGUUGAAGGAACUCCGGGCACGGUAGAUGAGCUGGAAAAGGAGAGGGACCUUUUAAGGAAAAGUCUUGAAGAGGCUCAAGGGGGGAGAAGAAUGGAGGAGGUGCAAAAGGAAUUCCAGGCCCACAUUGAAAACCUGGAACAGGAGAGGAACAUGUUGAGAAACAACCUUGAAGAAUUGGUGAAGGAUACUGAAGGGCUGCAAAAAGACCUGCUGGAUAUGAAGGCGGUUAGUGAGAAGAUUAGUGAGGAGAACCAGAAACUGCAGGCUCAGAUUUCUCUGAUGACUGAAGAGAAAGAGGAGAAGGAAAACGAAAUGGAGAAUAUGGAGAAAGAGAGAAGAGAAUACAAAGAACAGCUGACAGAGAAAGACUCCCUCAUAUUUCAGCUUAGAAAUGAGAUGGCUGUUCUCCAGGAGUCUGCUGGCCAGUCUGUGUCCUCUGAGGAAAAUCUAGCUGAUGAGAUGACAAAGAAAAUAGCGUUCCUGGAGAAAGAAAACAAAGAAAAGGAUGAGAAAAUGAACAAAAUCAAGGCGGUGGCCGUCAAAGCAAAGAAGGAGCUGGACAUCAGCAAGAAAGAGGUUGCAACCCUCAAGGAGGAAGUAGAAUCCCUGAAAGCAGAGAGGGAGAAAAUGAACAGCUCUAUGAAAGAUAUCAUCCAUGGUGCUGAAGGCUACAAGAACCUGCAGAUAGAUUACGACAGGCAAACAGAGCAACUGGAUAAGGAAAGAGAGAGGGUGGAGGCGGCUGAGAGACAGAUUGCAGAGCUGACCAAACGACUCAGCAGUGCUGUCACACAGUAUGAGACGCUGAGCAGUGAGAAAGAGGACCUGCAGGCUGGUAUGGAGACCAUGAGAAGCACAGUGAGGCAGCUGGAGACCCAGAACCAGGAGCUGCAGAGACAGUCAGCCAAUCUGGACAAAGACCUACUGGCUGAGAGAGCUAUGAAAGAACAGAAGAUCAAGGACUUGUCAUCUGCCAUGAAGGAGGUUGAAGAGCUGACAGCCCAGCUCCGCAAGCAGCAGCAGCAGUCUCAGCAGACUGCCCAGGAGCUGGAGCAGCUACGCAAGGAGGCGCAGCAGAACUCACUGCUGGACAUGGAGAUGGCCGACUAUGAGCGCCUGGUGAAAGAACUCAACAGCAAACUGUCAGAGAAAGACGAGCGAGCUGAGGAGCUAAAGACCCAGAUUAACACGCUCACCCAGAAAGAGGACACACUCAAGCAAGAAAUCGAGGCUUUGAAGUCCCAGUUGGACCAGGGGGAGGAGAAGACCUCCAAGAUGAAACAGCUGCUGGUGAAGACCAAGAAGGAUUUGGCCGAUGCCAAGAAACAGGAGAGCUCCCUCAUGGUGCUGCAGGCCUCUCUGAAAGGAGAGCUGGAGGCUAACCAACAGCAGCUAGAAACCUCCAAGAUUGACGUGUGCGAGCUGACAGCGGAGCGUCAUCGCCUGCAGGAGCAGCUGAGGUCUGUGUUGGAACAGCAGCAAAGAACCAGCAGCUCCCUGCAGCAACGUAUCAACAGCCUACAGCAGGAGAGAGACACUGCUAAGGCUGAGCUUGUGGCAACAACUGGUGAGUUCGAGAGUUACAAGGUGCGAGUUCACAAUGUGCUCAAACAGCAGAAGAGUAAAACCACUGCUCAGAGUGAAGGAGACUCUGGCAAACUAGAGAGGGAGCAGUUGUCUUCUCAGGUAGAGCAGCUGAGGUCGAAGCUGGCAGAAACUCAGCAGAGCCUCCAGAGCAGUGCAGCAGAGCUGCAGCAGCUCCAGACUGAACACGACACUCUUCUGGAGAGACACAAUAAAAUCCUCCAGGAAACUAUUAGCAAGGAGGCAGAACUCCGCGAGAGGCUGCUGUCAGUGCAGUCAGAAAACGUGGCUCUGCGGUCAGAUCUGUCCCAGACUCAGGUUGACCUGUCAUCUCAGGUCGAGGCCCAGCGUCAGACGUACAGGGAGCAGCUGAGGAAGCUGCAGGACGACCACCGAGCCACCGUGGAGACCCUGCAGGGCCAGCUGACCCGUGUGGAGGAGCAACUCUUCAACCUGCAGAGCCAGAACAGUGCAGUGUCAGCCCAGGCCAGCCGUAAGCCUCUGGGGUCUGACCCUCAGCGCAGAAGCACAGAUCAAAACCAGGCAGGGCUAGGACAAGUUGCCCUCAGUGACCUCCAGUCGAUGGCCAGGGAAGAGGGUGAGGGUAUGGAGACCACAGAGACUGAGAGCCCCUCUCCUGCACUCCUGCCCUCCCUGGAGCAGCUUCUCACUUCUCCAGAUCCCAAACAAGAGCCAUUUGUGUGGACAGUGGAGCCGACCAAAGAAGAGCUAAGUCAAAAGCUGACCACAGCCACCCGCAGUAUGGAGCACAUGAACAGCCUACUGCAUGAAACCGAGGCCACCAAUGCUGUUCUCAUGGAGCAGAUCACUUUGUUGAAGAGUGAAGUGCGUCGUCUAGAGAGAAACCAGGAGAGGGAGAAGAGCGUGGCCAACCUGGAGUAUCUGAAGAACGUCCUGCUGCAGUUCAUCUUCCUGCGAUCUGGGAGUGAGAGGCAGGCACUCCUGCCCGUUAUUCACACCAUGCUGCAGCUCAGUCCAGAGGAAAAGAGCAAACUGGCUGCCAUUGCACAAGGUGAGGAGGAGGGUGCUGGGUCGCGGGGCUCAGGCUGGACCUCCUAUCUCCACAGCUGGUCUGGGAUCAGAUAGAUUCGAUGACCAACCAAAUCAACAAAAAGACUGGGAGCACAGUGCAAAGAUGUUACUGGGCCUAUUUCUGUGAAAACCUGUACUAAGCAGUGAUGCUGUACAUUUAAAUCAGUGGCAAAAGACAGGGGCAUUUACAACAUUUUUGGGACACAAAAGAAAGGACCAAGGAAUGUACAAGAAAAGAAUGAGAAGGUAUGGGAUAGAGAUUAAACCAAAACAUCUGAGAUAAAUAUGAUUGAAUUAGCAGUGCAGUAGGUACAUUAGUCUCUUACUAAUGAAUGUUAACUGUGACAUGGUUCUGUCUUCCAUAUUCUUACUAUUGACACUUACGUGUAUUUUUAAUAACAUUUACUGGACAUGGUUACACUUCUUUGAAGUGGAGCUCAUAAGGCAUUAUAGGGCAUUAUUAUCACAAUGAGAACAAGGUGAAUGGAUAUAACACAUCAGGUAUAUCUUGUAAGAACGGCAUUGAAAGUAUACAUGAUGUGCACAAAUUGCAGGGGAAGAAUUAAUCAAGGGGAUAACUGUGUAGUUAAUGGCAUAAAAUGAAUAUAAUACUCAGAUGUUUGAUUACUUGGCACAGUACACUUGAAGGAUUUUACUAGUGUUUUAGCUCUUUGGCUACAAAUACCAUACACACUGUUUUUAAGGGCAUACUUAGGGUUUAAGACUUUUGAAUGUGUCAUUUUUUUCUCCAUUUUUUGCAGUAUGGAAAUCAACAUGAAACUUGCUCAAUACAUAAGCAGUAAAUCAUCCCUGUUUUUAGUUUCUAGUAGUUGUUUUCUGGGAGGUAAAAAAAAUGCAUAGAGCAGUGUGCUUUGGAAGAUAGUCAGCAGUAUGUGUGGCUUAAUGAAUGGGCUGAAACAUGCUAAACUACCAGUGUGGUCCAUUUAAGUCUGUCCAGUAUGUCCAUCAUAAAACGUAAUAUACAAAGACGUGUAUAUCUAACAUUCUCAGGUUCACCUGACCAACAUGACGGAUAAAUAAUUAUCAUAUAGCAUCAUAUUUAACACAUUUGCACUUUUUUUCUGACUGAUUUUGCAGUUGUUCACUAAUGCCUCAAAUCUGAAAUCAGAAGAAGUUAAAAACUUCAUAUAUUGAGUUGUGGUUUAUCAUAUCCUGUAAUGAUAGAGAUGGUUGGAUGGUUUGGAAUUUUGUUUAGUGUCUGUCUAAUUUGUUAUUACUGUUUUGUUGUGGUUGUUGUUAUUUAAUACCAAACUAUUAUCGUCAUGGUUUUCAUUCCUGUUUUGGGAAUCUUUUACGGUUUUGUUGUUUGUUGUGCUGCUGUUAAAUCUCUGAACACGGGAGAUUUGUUGCAACUUCAUCUGAAGACAGCUGUCUUGUUGAAGGACAGUCCCCGUGACAGCAAGCACAUCCAUCCAGCUAAAGUGUCCUUGAGCAAGACCCAUGGGUUCUGCUUUUUACAGUGUCUCAUCAUGACCUCUGACCUCCCUGUUGAGACGAUUGGAGGUGGGGGGUGGGGAUUCUGCACAGAAGUCCCCCUUUCUCUAAAACACACAUCCACAUAAUUUUCCAUCAGAUUUUUUGUUGUCCCGUGAUGAAGAUAAUUGGCCCGUUUGUUUUCUCAUUCCAGUGGCAGCUUCCUUUUGUGAUUCCUUCAGCAUGAGUGAAUGUAUUUUUAUCAAAGGCUUUUAUAUUUAUGAUGGUUAAUGUCAGCAGAAGUUACGAGAGAAUGCAGUAACUAUUAAUUAUUAUCUGUAUAAGAGUGAGAGAACAUUUACUAUCUAUUAACUAGCUCACUAGUUUUCUGCUGAAAAGUUCAUUUACAUGAGACAGACAGUUCUGGAGUUUUUCUGGUUUAUUUCUAACUGUAAACAAAAAUAAAGACAAAAUGGCUGAGAGUUUCCAUCUA
Molecule: messenger RNA, 7005 nt
Organism: Lates calcarifer (barramundi perch)
Lineage: Eukaryota; Metazoa; Chordata; Actinopteri; Centropomidae
Product: GRIP and coiled-coil domain-containing protein 2
Biological process (GO): late endosome to Golgi transport
Cellular component (GO): Golgi apparatus
Source: RefSeq, a predicted model, not a curated record